Scedosporium apiospermum is the source of this 513-nucleotide messenger RNA. RefSeq lists its product as uncharacterized. The coding region runs from base 1 to 513 and encodes 170 amino acids. NCBI's taxonomy places the organism in Eukaryota, Fungi, Ascomycota, Sordariomycetes, Microascales, Microascaceae. The transcript has 2 exons. The record is from RefSeq and is a predicted model, not a curated record.
AUGGCUAAUCAAGCCACUUCUAUCCUUGUCCCCGCGCCACCGGAAGACUCAUUUAGCCCGCGUCCCCGGGCUCCUCCACCAACUACGCCAAGCACGGAUUCCCUCGGAGGAGGAGACGUCCUUCUCAAGGACCUUUCCCAUUGUGCUGUCUGUGGAAUCACCGGAUGGCACCAGAACAAGGCUCAUGAGGUCUACGACGAAUGGGUCGAGAAGAUCUGGGAUGAGUAUCUUCGAGCCUCUGGACUUGAUCCUACCCCAGACGCCCCCAAACCCCGCGUGUUUACAAGAGAUGUUUGGAGGUCACAUCUUUGGCUGGCACGGGCCUUGUUUGAGGGCGAGCCCAGUGAGCCUGAAAAUCAAGAUGACAGUGGAAGUGAAGACCACAGUGGAAGCGAGGACGAUAGUGGAAGUGACGGUUAUAGUAGCGACGACGGCGACGACGACGGCGAAAUCGGCGAUGCAUCUGGAAACAAGUCUGAAUGGGAAGACGUACACGUUUCUACCCCCCUCUGA